GGAGGUUAAGGCUUUUUGAACUUAUUGAAGAAAAGGAAAAUGAAGAUAACUAUUCAAAGCUUUGCAGGGUAAAUGAUUUCGAAGCAAUGAUUAAUGAAAGAGAACUUAAAAGGUUAGAUAUUGCAAAAGCAU
This is a messenger RNA of Racocetra persica, 132 nucleotides long. The record is from the annotation of a GenBank genome assembly. Lineage: Eukaryota; Fungi; Glomeromycota; Glomeromycetes; Diversisporales; Gigasporaceae.